Molecule: messenger RNA, 3097 nt
Organism: Pocillopora meandrina
Lineage: Eukaryota; Metazoa; Cnidaria; Anthozoa; Scleractinia; Pocilloporidae
Source: the annotation of a GenBank genome assembly
UCUUUAACAGAUCCACCAGAAUUCAACAGCUUUAGUAAUGAUGUAGUUGUUGUGGAAGGUGACCCAAGUGUUACAUUAGAGUGUAUCGCAGAUGGUGAACCAACACCAAACAUCACCUGGACCAAAGUAUAUGCUCAUGGCAGUGACAGUAGUGUACUGGGAACUGGGAAUCAGUUUGUCCUUGAAACCAACAGAAAUAACAGAGGAAAAUAUCGUUGUACAGCAUAUAAUGGAAUAGGAACUGCACCAAAUCGCACAGUGAAAGUAGAAGUUAACUGUAAGUAGAUAACUGUAUAUUGUACCUGUGGUUGAUUUUUAUUUUUCGUAGAAUGUGGGAUUGAUUGUCAUAGUACGUAAAAAUAAUGCAAAAUAAAACUCCAAAAUGGAAAAAAAGUGUAAAUCAACCACAAACAAAAAAUAUAAGUAAAGAUUUGCUUUUGUAUGAGUGGUAUAGUCAUGUGGGUACUUUUAUUGAAAUAUGUUGUGAUAAUGCGAGCAGGGCCUGCACCAAAUCGCACAGUGAAAGUAGAAGUAAAGAUUUGCUUUUGUAUGAGUGGUAUAGUCAUGUGGGUACUUUUAUUGAAAUAUGUUGUGAUAAUGCGAGCAGGGAACUGCACCAAAUCGCACAGUGAAAGUAGAAGUUAACUGUAAGUAGAUAACUGUAUAUUGUACCUGUGGUUGAUUUUUAUUUUUCGUAGAAUGUGGGAUUGAUUGUCAUAGUACGUAAAAAUAAAAUAUAAGGAAAGAUUUGCUUUUGUAUGAGUGGUAUAGUCAUGUGGGUACUUUUAUUGAAAUAUGUUGUGAUAAUGCGAGCAGGGCCUGCACCAAAUCGCACAGUGAAAGUAGAAGUAAAGAUUUGCUUUUGUAUGAGUGGUAUAGUCAUGUGGGUACUUUUAUUGAAAUAUGUUGUGAUAAUGCGAGCAGGGAACUGCACCAAAUCGCACAGUGAAAGUAGAAGUUAACUGUAAGUAGAUAACUGUAUAUUGUACCUGUGGUUGAUUUUUAUUUUUCGUAGAAUGUGGGAUUGAUUGUCAUAGUACGUAAAAAUAAUGCAAAAUAAAACUCCAAAAUGGAAAAAAAGUGUAAAUCAACCACAAAAAAAAAAUAUAAGUAAAGAUUUGCUUUUGUAUGAGUGGUAUAGUCAUGUGGGUACUUUUAUUGAAAUAUGUUGUGAUAAUGCGAGCAGGGCCUGAAAAAGCCAUACAGCCUAGCAUACAGGAGGGUGUUGUGAUAUGCAGGGUGAAUAAAUGAUAUUAAAAUAAAAGCUGAAACCUAGAAUGAAAAAAAAAAAAAAAGAAAAAAAGAAAGGAAAGGAGGAGCAAUCAGUCGUCCUAUGGAAUUGGACUGGACAGAAAAAUGUUGGGCUCUUGCGACAUGAUGUACAACGUCACAUGCUCUGAUGCAGAUGCAUGAUCAGAUAUUGUUGUUUUUCUCUCUUUAGAUAAACCAGAGAAUGUAAAGUUAAUGGUUAAUGACUCGGUUGUUUGUAAAAGUGAUGUUAUCAGUAUCACGUGCUCAGCAGCUGGCAAACCUGCGGUGCAUACUUAUCAACUGUUUGAGAAUGAAAUACCAGUUUAUGGUGAAAAAAGCUCAGCGGGGGUUUGGAUAAGAAAAUAUUUAAAAGGAGGAGACUUAAGCUACAGAUGUGUGGCUAAUAACACUGUUGGUACAGCUGAGAAGACUGUAAAUGUCACAGUUAAAGGUACAGUGUAAGAAGGUAGUCGUUACCUGUUACAGCUAGUAGCCUACAUAUGGUAAAUGAAUACUGUUGUAGGGUGCGAUGCCUUUAUACCAUUUUCCCCGUAAUGUUGUGCAUUGCGUAUUUAACUUCAAGUGCCAAUGACACAUGAGUACUUUUGUCGGUGAGGCUGCUUUUGUUAUUGUAUUUUGGUUCCACCGUUUCUUGUAGUUUACAUUAUAAUGAAAUAAUUUAAUUCAGGUGUCACAUGUAAGUAAAAAAAACACUCGACACCUGUCCACUUUAGGUGAAAAGCAAUCACAGCACUUUGCCGUAUCGUCUUAUGAAGGCUUUUACAUUCUUACUCUGUUGAAACAAUCAUGUUUCUUCAACUGUUAACUGAUGACUGUCUAGACUCCAUCCUAUUCAGGGCUCCAAUUGAAAAAAUUAUCGCCAUAAAAAAAAAAGAAAAAAGAAAAAAAAUUUGGUCACCCCAUUCACAUUCCAUAUUAUGCUACAUGAAAGUCUAGUGAGUCUUAUGAUACUGUACGUGUGCAACACUUUUAUUUGCCAAAUUGAAAAGUAUGCUUGCUGGCGAUGAAGGGAAAGAGAUUGAAUAAUUUCAGUGUAUCGCUCAGCUGAGAAACGUCUCUCAUUUGAAGUGAGCUGAAAUAUUCAUAAGGUGUAAUAAGGAGCGGAAAGCGUUUGAACGCUAUCUUUUCCCUUUUCAAAUGGAACUGAUAUCAAACAAGGAGAAACUGCGACGUAAAAUCAUGUCCUUUUCAGUAAUGCUUACCUUUAUACAUUUCAGUUUAACUAAAGCUACCACAGUCCCUUAAUCAAAUUUUGCUGAUCAAAAACAAUGAUUGAUAUCCAAUUAUUUAAGAGCGUAGGAUCAAAGCAUGGUCAAAGAGAUAAUAUUUCUCGUCAUCGAUCUAUAAUGCACAACUGAAGCCUACGUAGUUGGUGACUACAUUUAUAAACCCACUUUCUAGAUUCACUAAAUUCGUAAAUGAAGUUAUUAAGGGAAGAGACAGUUACAAUUUAGAUCAUGACGUAAACUUUGUACGAUUUGAAAUAGGAUCAGAACUUAUCAAAUGUGUGCUUGACUGUGGUUGAACAGUACACCUUUAGAAGUACACUGCAUUAGAAUUAUUUGUUCUGUUUCAUACCUCAGUGCCUUCAUCUCUACCUGCAUUGCAAGAUUAGGGUGCAACUGAAGGUGACAAUAUGACUCUGUUGUGUCCUGUAUCUGGAAUGCCUCCCCCAGCCGUGUCUUGGAUGACAUCCAAUGGUCAGCGUCACAGUGGUUACAUGUUGGAGCUUACAAGCAUUAACAGAAGUCAAGCUGGUGAAUACAAAUGUGAAGCCAGCAACGAGUGUGGCAAUGCAACAAGGAAAGCAAGCAUUCAUGUGUAG